Molecule: messenger RNA, 1218 nt
Organism: Wickerhamiella sorbophila
Lineage: Eukaryota; Fungi; Ascomycota; Dipodascomycetes; Dipodascales; Trichomonascaceae
Product: Actin-related protein 3
Exons: 1
Coding region: 1-1218 (405 amino acids)
Biological process (GO): Arp2/3 complex-mediated actin nucleation
Cellular component (GO): actin cortical patch; Arp2/3 protein complex
Molecular function (GO): actin filament binding
Source: RefSeq, a predicted model, not a curated record
AUGUCUCUGCACGCACCGGCCGUGGUUAUGGACAAUGGUACCGGCUUGACCAAACUUGGUUUUGCCGGAAACGAUUCGCCGUCGUUUGUGUUCCCUACAGCGAUUGCAACGUCGGGUGGCGGCGUGUCCAAUCGCCGGUCAACCAUGCCUAACUAUGUGAUUGGUGAUGAGGCGAUUGCCAAGGCCGACGGCUCGAAUUACGCCCUGUCGUACCCUAUUCGCCACGGUAUGAUUGAGAAUUGGGACCAAAUGGAACGCUUCUGGGAAUCCAGCAUCUUCAAGUAUCUCCGUUGCGAGCCUGAGGAUCACCGCUUUCUACUCACAGAGCCUCCGCUGAACGCUCCGGAAAACCGUGAAAUGACCGCUGAAAUCAUGUUCGAAACCUUCAACUGCGCCGGCCUGUAUAUUGCCGUUCAAGCCGUGCUGGCACUGGCUGCUUCCUGGACUUCGAGCAAGGUAGUCGGCCAGCCUCUCACCGGAACCGUCAUUGACUCCGGUGACGGUGUCACUCACGUCAUUGCAGUCGCCGAAGGCUAUGUCAUUGGAUCCAGCAUCAAGCAUAUCCCCAUUGCUGGUCGUGAUAUCACCAGCUUCAUCCAGGGCAUGCUUCGCGACCGGGGCGAGGCUGAGACUUCGUUGCGCACUGCCGAGAGAAUCAAGCAGGAGUACUGCUACGUUUCGCCCAACAUUGUAAACGAAUUCAAACGCUUCGACCAGGAGCCCGAUCGGUUCAAGAAGUACGUUGCUGAGCUCGCGAACGGCCGCAGCGUGAAAGUCGACGUCGGCUACGAAAGAUUCAUGGCCCCCGAAAUCUUCUUCUCCCCUGAAAUCGCCACGUCCGAUUACCUGACUCCUCUGCCAGAAGUCGUAGACACCGUUGUUCAGGGCAGUCCCAUGGAUGUUCGUAAGGGUCUUUAUAAAAACAUCGUCCUGUCUGGCGGUUCCACAAUGUUCAAGGACUUUGGCCGGCGUCUCCAGCGUGACAUCAAAAAGUUGGUUGACGAGCGUAUUCACAAGUCGGAGCGCCUUACUGGCGGCAAGAGUUCUGGUGUCGAAGUCCAGGUCAUCAGCCAUAAGCGUCAGCGCAACGCGGUCUGGUUUGGCGGCUCACUGUUGGCCCAGACCCCAGAGUUCAAGAACUACUGCUACACCAAACAAGACUACGACGAGUACGGCCCUGGAAUCGUCCGCCAGUUCUCGCUUUUCAACGUGAACUGA